ACCUCCUAUCUUUUCAUUGUUGAGGAAUUAAUUUUCGAAAUGUCACUUCUUCCGUUUAUGGUUCUGCUCUUUGCAGGAUGUGCUCUCGCCAGUUCCAACCGGAUUAUUGGGGGAGAAGAGACAAAAAUUGAAAAUUAUCCGUACAUUGUACAGGUAGAGAUGUAUCAUUCAGGCAACUGGAACCAAGGCUGUGGAGCCAAUAUUAUCUUAAGAGACUGGGUUUUGUCAGCUGCGCACUGUUUUGAAGGAUGGAACUACAGACCAGAGGCCAGACGUAUCAGAGCUGGAUCCACCUACCGUCACGAAGGUGGAUUUAUCCACUACGUAGAUUUUGAGAGAAAUCAUCCCGAGUACGGUGUAAUCGCAACCUAUGACGCUGACAUAAAUGUUGUUAAACUGACUACUCCCCUGGUGUGGAGUCCAACGAUCCAGAGGGGAACCAUUGUGCCACAGGGUUACGUCCUUCCAGACAAUACCCCCGUAGUCCACGCGGGAUGGGGAAACACUACUCCAGGUGGAUUUGCAUCAAGGGUCCUACGUCACGUGGAAAUAUACAAAGUCAACAACUCACUCUGCACUGACCGCUACAAUGAGUUACCAGGCCCUAAUGUCUCACCCAACAUGAUCUGUGCUGGCCUGUUAGACAUUGGAGGCCGUGAUGCCUGUCAGAGAGAUUCUGGUGGUCCAUUAUACGUUGGAAAUGUUAUCGUCGGUAUUGUAUCCUGGGGACAUGGCUGUGCCAAUGCACGUUACCCUGGCAUCAGUACCAAAGUCUCCUCUUACACUAACUGGAUCAUUCAAAACGCUGUCUAAAGCGUCACUGAUUGGCCAGUUGAGGCAAGUCAAGGCAAGGCAAGAGAUGAGGAAAGUUCCACCUGGGGUAGACGUGCCUGCGGUGUUAAGACCCUUUGCUUACUUUACUUUUAAUUAUUAUUUUCAAAGUUAUGUAACUGUAAUAAGGACAACAUUUGAGGCUUAUAUUAUUGACGAUUAUCAGAAUUAAAUAAGAAUAUAAUAUUGUACAGUGAUUGACAGAAUUCUAAGCACUUUUACAUCUAAGUAUAAUCUACUAAAGUUUCACUGAACCUGUUAAAGGCGUUAUUCCUUACCUACCGUUGACUCAUUGUUACUUUAUUACAUGAUUGAUACACAAUAUUUUAAUAAGCGGCUUAACUCAAGACAUGCUUAUCAAAAAGAAUUAGUAUAACACAAGAUUAGCCUGAUUUCGAUAGUCGUAAGGCAAUCAAUUUGUGUCGGCUUAGUGUUCCUGUAGCCAUAUAUUAAAUAUUACUAAUUAAUAUAAUUAAAUAUUAUUAAUAUUUAAAAUUAUAGGUAAACUACAAAUCACUACCAGAAAAUAUCUUAAUAAUAUACACAUAAUAUUGUUAUUUACACUGAAGGAAUUCUUUAUCAAAGAAUAGUUUUAGUAGCGAUCCAGCGCUAUGGCGAGAACGACUUUUUAAUUUUUUAUGAAGGAGGUAAAAAUGCACAACUGCAGGCCCGC
Messenger RNA from Pieris brassicae (large cabbage white), 1504 nucleotides. Its product is annotated as trypsin, alkaline A-like. Lineage: Eukaryota; Metazoa; Arthropoda; Insecta; Lepidoptera; Pieridae. The transcript has 5 exons. Gene Ontology annotation, molecular function: serine-type endopeptidase activity. The record is from RefSeq and is a predicted model, not a curated record. Bases 40 to 813 code for a protein of 257 amino acids. Gene Ontology annotation, biological process: proteolysis.